CUGCUCUUUCCCUUCUUCACAACCAUGGACUCAUUGACAAAGAUUAUUCUCGAUCCCCAGUAUCACGAUAUACUGGCUAUUGUCAAAGGUCUCAGAAAUGGUAUUGUGUAUGGUGCCAAGGUGCGAUUCCCUCAUGCCGUCGUUAUGACCUUCCUGUUUAAAACUGGCCCAAUCAAGGAUAAACUGCGUUUCAUAUUUAAUGCUACCAAGCAACACGCAAAGAACCUGGGCAUGUUUGUUACCAUUUACAAGACUCUCCUAUUGGUUCAAAAGCACAUGAACGGAGGAAAGGAACAGGACAUACACUCCUUCUUUGCUGGCAUAGUUGGAGGUUAUUAUGUUUUCGGUACCAACAAUAAUAUUAAUCAACAGAUUGUCUUAUACCUUUUCUCACGUGUUCUCAUCGGUUUGGCCAAGGCUCCUGUUGAGCGCAAGAUCAUUGAUGCACCACAACAUACUUGGCCGGUGUUUGCUGCGUUGAUAUGGGGUGUGGUCAUGUAUCAGUUCAGACAUGAGAGAAAUGUCUUGCAACCAUCCCUUCAAGCUUCAAUGCAGUACCUUUACAACGACUCGAAUAACUGGAACUCUUUGCGCAACUUCAUAUGGCACAACAAAUAGACCAUUUACCUAGACUACGCAUAUUCUUCUUCCCAAGUGUUUCAUUAUAUCCUUUGCUUGUGUUCAAUAAAAAACCCAAGUGUUGUGUGCAGGCUAUCAUAAUGUAAUUAAACUCAGCCAAUAUCGCUUUGGGUUCAAAUUG
This is a messenger RNA of Umbelopsis ramanniana AG, 760 nucleotides long. RefSeq lists its product as uncharacterized. Bases 25 to 618 code for a protein of 197 amino acids. The transcript is spliced from 3 exons. The record is from RefSeq and is a predicted model, not a curated record. Gene Ontology annotation, cellular component: peroxisomal membrane. Lineage: Eukaryota; Fungi; Mucoromycota; Umbelopsidomycetes; Umbelopsidales; Umbelopsidaceae.